This is a messenger RNA of Asterias rubens (European starfish), 1851 nucleotides long. Its product is annotated as putative ammonium transporter 2. Gene Ontology annotation, molecular function: ammonium channel activity. Gene Ontology annotation, biological process: ammonium transmembrane transport; ammonium homeostasis. The record is from RefSeq and is a predicted model, not a curated record. Gene Ontology annotation, cellular component: membrane. The transcript is spliced from 11 exons. The annotation marks the transcript as partial. Lineage: Eukaryota; Metazoa; Echinodermata; Asteroidea; Forcipulatida; Asteriidae.
AUGGAAACAACUACGACAACGAUUUGCAUCAAUGGGACUUCCUGGAACGACACCAUGAUGGUGUGCGGUAUCAAUGAGACAUCGAGGAGGAACAUGACCGGUGAAGAAAUCAAUAGCUGGGAUGAUGCCACUUGGAUCUUAACCAGUGCUUUCGUCAUCUUCACUAUGCAGUCCGGUUUUGGUCUUCUCGAAUCCGGCAUGGUAUCCCGAAAGAAUGAAGUCAACAUCAUGGUGAAGAAUGCUGUAGAUGUGAUCUUCGGUGGUCUCACGUAUUGGAUGUUUGGUUAUGGCUUCAGCUUUGGAACAGGGCCGGGUACCAACGCUUUCUGCGGUGUUGGUCAUUUCUUCACCGACUCCACGGAUCCAGAUGAGAUGGGCUGGGUAUUUGCCAAGUUUGUUUUCCAAGCUUCAUUCGCUACGACAGCUACAACCAUUGUCUCUGGUGCGAUGGCAGAAAGAACUAAGUUAGAAGCAUACUGCGCCUUCUCGCUCGUCAAUACUUUGGUGUAUUGUUUCCCAGCUCACUGGAUAUGGUCAGAAACAGGCUUCUUCGCUAGAAUGGGCUGCAUUGACAUUGCUGGGGCAAGUGCCGUUCAUCUUGUGGGAGGCACCACCGGUCUGGUUGCUACCCUGAUGCUGAAGCCCCGUAGAGGGCGCUUUGAAGGUAAAGGCGAGCCUGAGAUGAGUAACCCGACCAACGCCCUCUUGGGGAUGUUUAUGCUUUGGUGGGGUUGGCUCGGCUUCAACUGCGGCAGUACGUUUGGUAUCUCUGGUGGAAAGUGGAAACUUGCUACCCGGUCGGCCAUGACGACAAUGACGUCAUCGAUGGGAGGGGGUAUAGUCGGACUAACAUUCAGCUGGAUGACCCUCGAUCGAAAAUUUAACAUUUCCUAUUUAAUCAACGGUGUAUUGGGAGCUCUCGUGGGCAGUACAGCAAUAUGCGCCUUGUCCAGGCCCUGGGAAGGUUUUGUGAUUGGUGCCGUUGGGGGUUGUAUAGCUGUAUCCACUCCUUGUCUGUUGGAGAAACUCAAGAUUGAUGACCCAGUUGGGAUUGUUGGCGUCCAUCUUUUGGCAGCAUUUUGGAGUCUCGCAGCAGUUGGACUCUUCGCGAGACCGGACGAAAUUGAAAAUCUCACACAAGAAACAGGUCUGUUUUAUGGUGGUGGUUUUAGACUGCUUGGAGUACAGUGCUUGAUGGCAGUCACUAUGUUUUCGUGGACCCUGGUGACUGCCUCUUUUUUACUCGUCAUAAUCAGCAAAACGGUGGGACUAAGAUGCUCCCUAAAAUGUGAAAUUCUGGGUGCCGACAUAUCCGAGCAUGGGAUCAACCAACUGAGCGUGGAAGACCAAAUUGAAAUCACCAAAGAGCUACACAGCCUCGGGCUGGACUCGCCGUUCGACCAUCCGUCAUCAGAAGUCCGGCUGAGGAGCGCCUCCAGUCGCCGGCGAUCUUACAACCGAAACCUGAGCGUUGCCGCCGUGACUGGCGUUGCUAAAUCCGUCGAGAGCGGUACACGAGGAGAGACGAACGGAACAAACCACUCGUACCUCUCACCACAGACCGGUGGAGACCAGACAGAACUGGAACUGGCCGGUAGUAUCUGGUAUAAUCAGCAGGAAAGUGACAAGUCAAGAAAUAGCGUUCCGCUUCCUGACGACUUGACGUUGUCUAGUGUUAACGAUUCACCAAAGAACCAAAAGAAAAUUGAGGACAGACAGCUUGGAAAUGAUAACACUGCCUUUGAAGAUUUCACAUCAGAGAGUCGCAAUACAAUUUCGGAAAAAAAUGCAAUUAGUUAUUUCACAACUGUUACACUGAUUAAAGGAAUAUUACAGAAUUGGUUUUGCCAA